This is a messenger RNA of Lucilia sericata (common green bottle fly), 479 nucleotides long. It is a transcript of the gene Vti1b, whose product is annotated as t-SNARE VTI1. The coding region runs from base 111 to 446 and encodes 111 amino acids. The record is from RefSeq and is a predicted model, not a curated record. Gene Ontology annotation, cellular component: endoplasmic reticulum membrane; ER to Golgi transport vesicle membrane; late endosome membrane. Gene Ontology annotation, biological process: Golgi to vacuole transport; macroautophagy; intra-Golgi vesicle-mediated transport. Lineage: Eukaryota; Metazoa; Arthropoda; Insecta; Diptera; Calliphoridae. Gene Ontology annotation, molecular function: SNAP receptor activity; SNARE binding. The transcript is spliced from 2 exons.
AUUAUCCAUCCCUGAUUAUCAGAUAAACAAAAAGAAGGAAACUAAUUGAACAAAUAAUAAAUGUAAAAUCAUAUUUGUUUAUAUUUUUAUAACAAUUGAUACUAUAAAAAAUGUCUCGUUCCUUUAAUAACCAAGAACAAUUAGCUGCAAAUACCCAUGAUGUUCUGCAACGUACUGGUGCCAGUCUGCAGCGUUCCAAUCAAAUAGCCUAUGAAUCCGAACAAAUUGGAACUGAAGUACUUUCCGAGUUGAGCGAACAGCGUGAAUCACUUUUACGUUCUACACGUCGUCUGGAAAAUGCCGACGAUGAUAUCUCUCAGUCACGCAGUAUUAUACGUAAGCUUCAACGUGAAGUUUUAUAUAAUAAACUUAUCUUAAUCUUAAUAAUAAUAUUUGAAUUAGCUAUACUCGUAGGCUUAAUUAUGAUAAAGUUUAUAAAAUUGUAAAUACAUUCUAUUAAAUAUGACUAAAACCAAAAA